AUGGCAGGAGGCCGAGCGCGACAGAUCAUCUUCCGCAUCUUCUACAGCACCUCUUUCACGGCCGUCUUCAUCCUCCUCAUCAUUUUUAGCGCCGUUACUCCUGCCGACACCAUCUACGAGUCCUACAAGCGGAAUCGCCUGAUCGAUAUCUUCCUGAUUGCCGGCGUCUACGUAUUCACUGCACUCCUCGCAGUCCUCAUCUAUGCGUCCAGAUUAUACACGAAUCGGUCGGUGCUUAAGGAUAUACCGAAGACGUUUAUGCCCAUCGAGAAGGAAGAUCUCCCGGGCCGAAGGGUGCAUCGACUCAUCCAAGAAUGUCUAGAGCGGAGUGCUGUGAUUGCUUUUCAGGUCAGGCCACGGAGUAAGAGACUCGAGCAUGAUACAAUAAAUGCUGGGAUGAGAAUGUUAGCCUUGACAAAGACAAAAUCAAGCACCGAUCAGACGAUCGAGCCGAGCUGGGGAAAUAUUGCACAUGCAGGGUGGUCGUCGCCGGCAUCCAAGGAAUUGCCCGGUCUCGAGUACGCGACCGUAGUGGAUGAAUUGGUGGAUCUUGUCGAAGCGAAGACCGUCAGCCUCGCCCCGAUAGAUCCGCUGGUCGAGCCUGGGCCUGAUGGCAGUCCACUACCCAAUCCGAGAGUCAUUGAGGAAAUCGCUAGGAGCGGCAAUAUGGGGAUGAGAGCUUAUCUUCGAUACCUCAUUGAUAUUGGCGUGGUUCCGGACGAUUCUCUCACCGUCGCAUUCCUGGCGGCAUAUGAACGAACCCGGUUUUCGUCAGUGCCCUUGAGUGAUGAUGACUUCCAGGCUCUUAUGCGCAUGUUUGCCGAACUCCUGCGCCACAUGACGCCGGUCGAAGUUGAUCUACUCCAUCUCGAAUCGGACUCGGAAUACGGCUCUGGUCAACACUCGCACUCUCAGUCGGAUUCGUCGAGCCUGGUGGAACGAAAAGUGUCUCAUCGGUCUCGACAUAGAGAUGUAGAAACAGCCUCUCUGCCGUCUACAUACUCUGCCUCGGGCUCUGUUCGCCAUCAUAAACAGCCUCCACGCCGUGUCUCCGAAGACUCUGCUCCAUCUUUAUCAUCGUACGAACUCGUGCACCACGCACCUUCAGAAGCGGGCGCCGACGACCACGAUGGUGACGAAACAGGAGACGCUGAUGCCCAGUCACUUCAAACUGCGCCGACAACAGCACCACGGUCCCGUUCCCGACCCCGACCGCCACUUAGAACGUCGACGUCUAGGAUGUACUCGGCUGUGUCGCGACUGCCUUUACACCCAAAUGACUCUGGUUCCUUACAUUCCAACACCGGCUCAGUUGUGCAUCAUGAUGUGGAAACACAAAGUUCCCGCUCCUCAGGAAGUUUGAAAAGCCGGGUCCGAAAAGACAGGCAUAAUGGUCGUGUACUCAGGCUUGCGAGGGAAGAUGAGACUGGGCGUGGGGACAGCCAACACGGCUUGCCCUACCGUAUCCAGAUCCCACAAAGAGAUUCUGGGUAA
Messenger RNA from Cladophialophora carrionii CBS 160.54, 1494 nucleotides. RefSeq lists its product as uncharacterized. NCBI's taxonomy places the organism in Eukaryota, Fungi, Ascomycota, Eurotiomycetes, Chaetothyriales, Herpotrichiellaceae. The coding region runs from base 1 to 1494 and encodes 497 amino acids. The transcript has a single exon. The record is from RefSeq and is a predicted model, not a curated record.